Stegastes partitus (bicolor damselfish) is the source of this 4285-nucleotide messenger RNA. RefSeq names its product vang-like protein 2. Lineage: Eukaryota; Metazoa; Chordata; Actinopteri; Pomacentridae. Gene Ontology annotation, cellular component: membrane. The transcript has 7 exons. Gene Ontology annotation, biological process: multicellular organism development. Bases 221 to 1798 code for a protein of 525 amino acids. The record is from RefSeq and is a predicted model, not a curated record.
CUCUCUCUUCCCCACCUCCCUUCUCCUGCUUUCCACCUCAUCGGCCUCCAAGAUAGAUUCCCUCAGGAGUAAGGUUGACCUGCUCAAGCUGCCCUUGGCUCUGUCCACCAAGUCCAUCUCCGAGCGCAAGAGCCAGCUGGGCGGAGUCGGCGAGCAGCGCGGCACGGGGGGAGGAGGAGGAGGCGGGGCUCGUAAAGCCCGCCCACUGCCGACCCGAGACAUGGACAACGAGUCGCAGUACUCGGGCUAUUCAUACAAGUCGUCCCACUCCCGGAGCUCUCGCAAGCACAGGGAUCGGAGGGACCGUCAUCGCUCCAAGAGCCGAGACAGCAGCAGUCGUGGAGACAAAUCAGUCACGAUACAAACUCCUGGAGAGCCGCUGCUCGAUGCGGAGUCGACCCGCGGCGAUGACAGGGAUGAUAACUGGGGAGAAACCACCACCGUCGUCACCGGCACCUCCGAGCACAGCAUCUCCAAUGAGGACCUGACCCGCGUCACCAAAGAUCUGGAGGAGUCGACGCCGCUGGAGUGCAAGCGUUUCGUCGGGCCGGCGCUGGGCGGCUGCCUGAGCUUCUUCGCCCUGGUCACCCCGCUGGCCUUCCUCAUCCUCCCUCAGGUGCUGUGGCGCGACGCCCUGGAACCCUGUGGGACGCCCUGUGAAGGCCUCUACGUCUCGCUGGCCUUCAAGCUGCUGGUGCUGCUCAUCUCCUCCUGGGCGCUGUUCCUCCGGCCGCCCCGGGCCACCCUGCCCCGCUUCUUUGUCUUCCGCUGCCUGCUGAUGGUGCUGGUGUUCCUGUUCGUGGCGUCCUACUGGUUGUUCUACGGCGUGCGGGUGCUGGAGCCCCGGGAGAAGGACUACCGGGGGAUCGUGGAGUACGCCGCCUCGCUGGUGGACGCCCUGCUCUUCAUCCAGUACCUGGCUCUGGUGCUGCUGGAGGUCCGACACCUGCAGCCGGCCUUCUGCCUCAAGGUGGUCCGGAGCACCGAUGGAGCCAGCAGGUUCUACAACGUGGGCCACCUCAGCAUCCAGCGGGCAGCUGUCUGGGUUCUGGACCGUUAUUACAGCGACUUUCCCGUCUACAACCCGGCGCUGCUCAACCUGCCCAAGUCCAUCCUGUCCAAGAAGAUGACCGGCUUCAAGGUUUACUCCCUGGACGAAAACACCACCAAUAACUCCACGGGCCAGUCCAGGGCCAUGAUAGCAGCUGCUGCCAGGAGGAGAGACAACUCCCACAACGAGUUUUACUACGAGGAGGCCGAGAUGGACCGCAGGAUCCGCAAACGCAAGGCCAGGCUGGUCGUGGCGGUGGAAGAAGCCUUCACGCACAUCAAGCGUCUCCACGAGGACGAGGUGGCUUCGUCUCCUAAACACCCCAGAGAGGUGAUGGAUCCUCGGGAGGCGGCUCAGGCCAUCUUCGCCCCGAUGGCCCGGGCCAUGCAGAAAUACCUGCGGACCACCAGGCAGCAGGCCUUCCACAGCAUGGAGAGCAUCCUCACACACCUGCAGUUCUGCAUCACACACAACAUGACGCCCAAGGCGUUCCUGGAGCGGUACCUGGGCCCCGGACCCACCAUGCAGUACCAGCAGCAGAGCGGCAGGGGGCGCCAGUGGACUCUGGUGAGCGAGGAGCCGGUGACCUCGGCGCUCCGCCAGGGUCUCGUCUUCUCGCUGCGCCGCCUGGACUUCUCCCUGGUCGUCACGGUGACGCCGCUGCCCUUCCUGCGGCUCGGGGAGGAGUUCAUCGACCCGAAGAGCCACAAGUUCGUGAUGCGGCUGCAGUCGGAGACGUCGGUGUGAAAGGCGUCCCGUUUCGUUUUCCUCGUCCGUUCUCGUCCAAUCAUUUCCUCUCUCUGUGACAAUGAAACCCUUGGAGGAGAUGGGCGCCGCCUCCUGGUCAUCACAGAUGCUCUGAUAUCAAACUGUGAUCAGCUCAAUGAUUGUCCAAACCCUGGAAACAAACGGAUGCCUUGACCUUGUUCUGUUUGUGUUGUUUAGCCUUUACAACACGCUGUAAAGAUUCCUUUUUUGUUUGUUUGUUUGAUCUAAAGGGGCCUUUUUUCCCCAUUUGCCUCUUCUUCUGCUGUAACCACUGGACUACUUUACUGUGCUGACUCAACACACCAACACCAGAGGAGAGGGAUUACAUCACAUUUGUCGCUUCCUCUUUCUCGUGUCUUAAAAAAAAAACAACUAGAGCUCGGCUCUCACCACUGCCUUCUGGUUCCCUGUCAGGGUGUUGUUGCGUUUGGCUGGUUUUUACAUUAGAGGAGUGACUUUUUAUCGUUUUUUUUGUAACUUACAGAAUGUAGCAUUACGUGCAGCGAGUUAACGUGUUGCUUCUCUGCGGCCUAAAGAGCCAAAAUGUGUUUUUUUUUAAUGUGACUGUUAAGAAAAAUGGAAGUACAUUCCUCACUUGUUGCUACUCCAAACUCUGUGUGUUCACGAUUGUUUAAAUAUGCAGCUUUAGUUAUUCCACACUGGCAUUUUUUACUCUUACAGUUUUAGCAGGAAGAAAAAAAACAAAAAAACACACAUUUCCCCUGGUAUUAACAUAAAUUCUGUAUUUUAUUCGGAUAAAGAUGAUAAUAUUUAAGUUAAAUCUUUCUUAUCCAUCAAAAAGACAACAACUGAAGCUCACAUUUACAUGAUUUAGUUUUUAAAGAGGCCUAACAAUUUCAUAAAACACUUGUAGUCUGUAGUUUCUAACUAAUUCUGCUCAAACACAAGCAAGAAGUCCAUUUUCUAGCGGCUAUUUACAGCUGGUGACUGCUGGCGUAUUUUAGGCAGCAGGAUGAUGUUUGUGGGUUUAAGCCGGAAUAAACUAGUUUGUGUUUGCGGUAAUAAAAAAAAAAAAAAGUCUGUUCGUGCAGCAGUGCAGCUCGGUGGUGCAGUGGUCAAUAGUUUUUGAAGUACAACAUACAUUAGGCUCUCAAUACACAGCAAAAUGUGUUAAAAGAAUCCGUUCAGUUGUUGGUUUUGGUCUUUUUAAGCUCCAAGUUGACAAUGUAAGCAAAGACUAAAUGCAAUCUGUACAGUUUUUUUUAAACAUUUGUAGGAAAAACUAUUUGCUUUGCAUGUUGAAAUAUUAAAUGUUGUAAAUAUCAGGUUAAAGCUACAAACUAUCUGCAGCCUGAUGUGCAAAAAACAACCUUAAAAAAAAAGGUCAAGCUACUUUUAGUUUGUGCCACGUUUCAUGGCUUCUGUUCGGGGAGGAGCUGCUCAGUUAUCAUCUUGAUUCUGACACUUGAUAAAACCAGAAGUGCUCUGUUGAGUUCCUGCACACGAACUCGACAUUUUAAUUUAAUGGUCGCACAGUUCCACGCCUACGGUGAUGUGUGGGCCUUAAAGAAGACGUCGGAUUGUUCAGCUUCUGCUAAUUGUUUCCUACGCUGAACAGAACAAGACAUUUGAAGAUGCCACUUUGAACUGAGGGAGGCACAUUUUUCACCAUUUUCUAACAUUUUAUAGAAUAAUAAAUCAAUAAGAAAGACUACCACUGCUUCAUAUAAAGGUGGUAGAAAACAGAAGCAGCUCUAUUUGUUGAUGAAGGCCAUGAGACGUGGUUGAGCUGCAACUGUUUGUUUUUGGUCAAACAAAAUGAGAAUGUUUACAGCAGCAUCACUUUCCUCCGUGCAAGCUUUCCGUCAUCCCUGCUUCCCUAAUUUAUUUUGCACGCUAUGACGGAAGCCGUGUUCUGUUUUCAGCUUUGUGACGACGACUUUUUAAACUAACUUUAAUGGGUUUGUUUUCUACCUACAACAAUCUGUCUAAAAUUUGUUAAAAACAUGCCAACAUGUUUUUUUAUUGGAUGCUGCAAACCUGAGAUAAUACCACUAAUUAAGGCAGAAAAAGGGCUGUAAUCUAAAUAACAUGCAGGUGUUAAUACCAGGUGUAAAUGUGUUCAACGUCCGCAGAAGGAACUCAGUCACUGAUCCAGCAGCUGUAGUUUAACUAUGAGCUGCUGCUUUUCAUUAUUAUUAUUAUUUUUUUACACUUUUAUUCUUUCGUAUGCACAUCUACAAGAAUCCCAAACCAGACGUGUGAUUGUAAGCCGUCUCUGCAGCUGUAGCUUCUCACCGCCUCGCCUUGUGCCACCAGCCGAACCGACCCUUCACUCGGCCUUAUUUCUCCAGUCGUGGAGGAGCUGCACACUUUUUCUCUCCGCAGGUCCUGACCUGAGCUGCUCCGUUUGUACAGUUCGCUGAGCCACAACACGACCGACUGUUUCUUUCCAAAUAUGGUUUCAAACCUACAAAAAAAAAACAAAAGGCCCUUUCUGAGAAG